AGAAAUAACGCGGCAGAGUGUUUUAUCCCCCCGCUGGCUGUCAGAGCUGAAUGAGUUGCAUGCACCGUGAGCAAAGCGAAGGCUAACUCAGUCAAAUGUAGCUGUCCUAGCUAGCUAGCUAGCUAGUUAGUUAGCUGUCCUCGGUACACCUGUAAGAAUGUGCACCUUGCUGUGUACAUGAAAACAAGAAUACCGAGUAACGCUAAGUACCAACACGUCAAGAGCCGCUUGGAUACAGGAUGCAGCCUUACGAAGUACAUGGAAAGACUGGAGGACAUUAAAAAAAAUUACAGAUACCGUGCAGAUGAAAUAUUUAAGCGGUUAAAGGUGACGACAUUUGCACAAUUGAUACUUCAGGUAGCCUCUGUGUCAGACCUGAAUGAAUGUGAGAAUGAUGGGGACUCACACUGCCCAGACGAUGCCCUGUCUGAGAUGUCCGAUGCAGACCUGGAGAGUUUCAACGAACACACCAACGGCGCCCAACGCACAUCACCACUUUCAGAUCCCCAUGAUGCAGGUGACAAGACGGAGAUCUGCUGCUCUGCCAGGUCAACGCUGUUAGGCGUUGUCAGUGGUGUGGGAGAGCUGAGCCUCGACACGAAGAGUCAGAAGAUGGAGCAUGAUGCUGACAGGCCCUACCCCGACUGCCCCUACCUGCUGCUGGAUGUGCGUGACCGCGACCAAUACAACUGCUGUCACAUCAUCAGCGCUCACAGUUUCCCGAUCGCCUUGCUGUCUCGAACAAUGAACCCCUUCACCAAAGAAGUGCUGGAAUAUAAAAACGUAACAGGGAAGAUCAUCAUUGUGUAUGAUGAGGAUGAGAGAAUAGCCAGCCAGGCAGCCAGCACCAUGUGUCAGCGAGGAGUCGAGAAUCUGUUUAUGUUGUCUGGAGGUCUCAAGGUAGUUGCUCAGAAAUUUCCAGAGGGGUUGACGACAGGCUCCAUCCCGACCGCUUGCCUGUCGUCUCCCACAUCGUCGAAGUCGAAGAAGAGUUUUGUGCAGCAGCAGAUGCAGGCGGCUGAGAUGCAGGCGGCUGAGAUGAGGUGGCGCUUUACAUCAGACGAGCUGACCAAGAUCCAGGAGCAGCUGGAAGAGAUACUCAUCCCAAGUAACAAGAGCUGCAUAUCCAGCCGCAUGUCGACCCUCAGCUCCUACUCCAACACAUCCAGCAGCAGGAGGAGUCGACUGAGUUCCUUUGCAUCUGGAAGGAACAGCGCCAGGAUUCAAAGCAGUCGACCCUGGAAAUAACGUUCAACCACACAUACACAGAAACAAACAUACCUCCGACCAACCAAAUCAGCAGCGAAUAACUUACAAAAAAAAAAAGAAACUCACUCUUCAUCUUCACUUAUCCCCAUCACUAUGACAUUCCUAAAAGAGUUACAGUUUGAUUUCUGCAGCGUCAAACAUUAAAUGUUAACAUGAAAUGAAGGAUGUGCUUGGAAUGUCUUUAUUGCACCAGUUUGAAUGUAUGUUGAGAUAAUGGAAGAGAGAGUGAUCCAGGUUUUGCUGUACUUUUGUAAUGAGCCUCAUGAGGUCUUAUUUGAAUUUCUUAACUGACGCAGCACAAACAGCCUAUAUGUGUAACUUCUGCAUCCACUUACACACUAAUGAUACUUUGACUUUCUGUUGCAUGUCUGUGUUUAUGCGUGCACAGCACAUUGUGAACAGAUUUAAG
Paralichthys olivaceus (Japanese flounder) is the source of this 1678-nucleotide messenger RNA. RefSeq names its product centrosomal protein 41 (gene cep41). The record is from RefSeq and is a predicted model, not a curated record. Gene Ontology annotation, biological process: cilium assembly; protein polyglutamylation. NCBI's taxonomy places the organism in Eukaryota, Metazoa, Chordata, Actinopteri, Pleuronectiformes, Paralichthyidae. Gene Ontology annotation, cellular component: ciliary basal body.